AUGACCGCAAUGUUGAAACGAUCUAUGAAGACUACCCUCAUGGGCACAAGUCUAAGCUAUGACGAUUUGUGCAUGCAUCUCAAUUUGGAUUUACCCGAAGGCUUCAAAGUACCCCGAUUUGAAUUGUUCAACGGGACGGGAAAUCCUAAAGCGCACCUGCGGGCCUACUGCGACCAGUUGGGUAGUGUUCGAGACAAUCAAGCACUCAUCAUGAGGUUGUUCAGUCGGAGCUUGACAGGAGAAGCCUCAGAAUGGUUUGCGACAGAAAAUAUAUGUCGUUGGGUCACGUGGGAAGACAUGGCUACUGCUUUCAUGGAAAGAUUCCAUUUUAACAUGGAGACAGUGCCAGAUAGGUAUUAUUUGGAGAAAGUAAAGCAGAAAUCCACCGAGAACUUUCGCGAAUAUGCAAGCAGGUGGAGAACAGAGGCUGCCCGAGUACAACCUCCUAUGGGCGAGGAAGAACUUGUGUCGAUUUUUAUCCGCUCACAAGAAACAGACUUCUACAAUCGAAUGCUUUCAAUGACAGGGAGACCUUUCUCUAAAUUGGUCAAAAUGGACGAGGCCAUAGAAGACGGUCUCAAAACCAGUUAA
Messenger RNA from Lycium barbarum (goji berry), 591 nucleotides. RefSeq lists its product as uncharacterized. The record is from RefSeq and is a predicted model, not a curated record. Lineage: Eukaryota; Viridiplantae; Streptophyta; Magnoliopsida; Solanales; Solanaceae. Bases 1 to 591 code for a protein of 196 amino acids. The transcript has a single exon.